Effrenium voratum is the source of this 1062-nucleotide messenger RNA. The record is from the annotation of a GenBank genome assembly. NCBI's taxonomy places the organism in Eukaryota, Dinophyceae, Suessiales, Symbiodiniaceae.
AUGGCCAAUGGUGCAUUUUCAGAGGCACAAUGGGAGAUGGCCACGACGGCCUCGGACGAGGAGCUGCGGCGCCGGGGCAGCCCCAUCCUCUUCGCAGAGUGCACGGGGGACACGAUCCUGACGGCUUCGGCGCGGCCUGGGGUGAAGCUUUGGCGGCUGCACGAGGGGGAGCUGACCAGCUCUGGCCAUCUCCCAUGUGCCACGCCCAGCUGCAUGGCCGUCUCAAGCUCGCGGGACCGGGUUUCGGUCUGCACCCAGGAUGGUCAGACGCUGCUGUGGGACCUCCGAGAUCCCAGCCCCGCGGUGCUGCAGUCCUUGAUCGCGCAGGCCAACCGGGUCGCCUUUGUGGGGGACCAUCUGGUCACUGGAGGAAGCUCCGGGAAGGUCUGUGUGUGGAACCAUCGGAAGCAGCAGGUGGAGAGGGAGAUUGCUCCUAACACCGGCGAGGAGUUGCGGAAUGGUGAGUCGCACAAGCGCAGGCGGCUGGAUGGAAACAAAGUGGCGACUACGUUUUCACAAGUAGGGAGAAUAUCUAGUCUUUGUGGAAGUCCGGACGGGCGACUGCUUGCUUGUGGCCGUGACUCAGGUCAUAUUGGACUCUUGCAGUUGGACAACAUGCAAUGGGCUUCGCCCGACCUGCAAGCUCACAUGCAGACUGGCGCUGUGAGAUCACUGUCCUUUGACGAGAGUUCCCGAUUUCUCCUGAGUGGAGGUGAUGAUCGAAAUAUUUGUUUGAUGGAUGUAGCGCACUGGGCUCAUCGCGGUCGACGCCCUUCGCUCGAGCGCUUUCCGGGCCACCGUGCCCGAAUCACAUCCGUGAGUUUCUGUCCAGAUGUGCGUCGGGCUGUUGCAGUAUCCAGUGCAUGGGACGGGGUAGUGAAACUUUGGGACUACCGGACCCAGAGAUUGCUGCAAAGCUUCUCGGAGCAUAAAGGCUGUGUCAUGGAUACAGCCUUUGCCCCGAGCGACGGUCGCUUCUUUGUCACCGUCGGAGCGGACGCAAAGAUCGCGCUCUAUGCAGCAAAGCACAUGGACAAGGCGACGGGGGACGUCAAGUCCUGA